AGCUGCCUUGCAAGUGGAAAUCACUCCAGUCCAGGGAGAGAUCAGCGUGGGAGAAUCCAAAUUCUUUUUGUGUGAAGUUGUUGGAGAUGCUAAGGACAUAGACUGGUUUGCACCCAAUGGGGAGAAGCUCCUGCCAGGCAGACCAGACAUCAGUGUCAGCAAGAAUGACGAGCCCUCGUCGACGCUCACAAUCUAUAAUGCCAACGUCGACCAUGCGGGCAUGUACAAGUGCGUGGCGAAAAGUGGGGACAAGGAAUCUCAGGGCACUGUCAUCGUAAACAUUUUCCAGAAACUCACUUUCCAAAACACUCCAUCACCUCAAGAGUUCAAGGAAGGCGAUGACGCUGACAUCAUCUGUGAUGUCAUCAGCUCGCCGCCCCCAACUAUCAUCUGGAAGUAUAAAAAGACCAGAAUCCAGCCCGAGACUGAUGUCCGUUUCAAGGUCUUAAGCAACAACCACCUCCAGAUCCGCGGCAUCAAAAAGACAGAUGAGGGUGACUACACCUGCGAGGGCCGUAUCAUGGCCCGGGGAGAAAUUGACCUCAGGGUCAUCAAGGUCAUUGUCAAUGUUCUGCCAAGUAUCAGGACGCGCUACACUGAGCUUAAUGGCACUGCAGACAUCAACCAGGCCAUGACGUUGGCCUGUUACGCAGAUGGCUACCCAGAACCCACCGUCACGUGGGCACGAGGUAAUAUCGUGCUGGAAUCAGAUGGAAAGUACAGUUUGAAUGAAGAUGGGUCAGAGUUGACCAUCAAAGAUGUCACUAAGCUUGAUGAAGGAGAUUACCAGUGCAUCGCUAGAAACAAGGCUGGAGAGAGGAGCGAGGAAGUCUCACUCAAUGUGUUUGUGCAACCCAAGAUCACAUUCCUAGAAAACCAGACGGCCUCUGAAUUGGAGGAGCAGAUCACACUAACUUGCGAGGCCACGGGUGAUCCCACCCCCAACAUCAUCUGGAGCUUUGGUCGCCGGGUCUUCACAGAGAAUGAGCAGGCUUCAUGGACUCGACCUGAGAAACACAAGAGUCUGGAUGGUAACGUGAUCGUGCGCAGUGAUGCCCGUGUGUCCUCUCUGACUCUGAAAUACGUGCAGUUCACCGAUGCCGGCCAGUACCUCUGCACUGCCCGCAACUCCAUUGGUCAGGACAUCCAGAGCAUGUAUCUGGAAGUGCGCUAUGCUCCAAAGAUCCAAGGCCCUGCGGCGGUGUUCACCUGGGAUGGAAAUCCGGCUAACAUCACCUGCGAGGCCCUUGCUCACCCGGCCGCCUCCGUUUUGUGGUUCCGUGAUGGCUUGCUGCUGCCUAGCGCUAAUACCACCAACGUCAAGAUCUACAACACUCCUUCUGCCAGCUUCCUGGAGGUAUGGCAUCACUGCUCCAACCCAUCAGCCUUUAGAUGCCCCCUCAUUAAAGUUUCAACACUAAAGACGUGUUUGACACUAAUAAUUGCUUUCUGA
Messenger RNA from Sinocyclocheilus grahami, 1453 nucleotides. Its product is annotated as neural cell adhesion molecule 1-like. NCBI's taxonomy places the organism in Eukaryota, Metazoa, Chordata, Actinopteri, Cypriniformes, Cyprinidae. Gene Ontology annotation, biological process: synapse organization; homophilic cell-cell adhesion. Gene Ontology annotation, cellular component: neuronal cell body; plasma membrane; axon. The transcript has 10 exons. Bases 221 to 1453 code for a protein of 410 amino acids. The record is from RefSeq and is a predicted model, not a curated record. Gene Ontology annotation, molecular function: axon guidance receptor activity.